Gorilla gorilla gorilla (western lowland gorilla) is the source of this 3484-nucleotide messenger RNA. It is a transcript of the gene KHNYN, whose product is annotated as KH and NYN domain containing. The coding region runs from base 324 to 2360 and encodes 678 amino acids. Gene Ontology annotation, molecular function: mRNA binding; RNA endonuclease activity. Gene Ontology annotation, cellular component: cytoplasmic ribonucleoprotein granule; nucleus. The transcript has 8 exons. The record is from RefSeq and is a predicted model, not a curated record. Lineage: Eukaryota; Metazoa; Chordata; Mammalia; Primates; Hominidae.
GAAAUGGCAGACCAGGGCCCCCAGAGGACAGCCUAGUUCAAUCCCCUGCUGAGGAUUCGUCCUUAAGAAGCUUCAGAGUCCCCCAGGAGACUCCUUCUGGCCUCCAGGCCGAGCUGGAGCCCCCCCACCCUUCUUGCUCCGGACUGUGGUCAUCCUUUUCCAAAGCCCAGACGCCCACUCUUGAUAGACAGCCUUGUUUACCGGGACUUCCUCUCCGGAGAGGCCUGCGUGACAUACACCCUCCCUACCUCCAGUGGACUCAGAUGCUUGUCACCUCCUGGGGCUGUUUACCAGAGCCUUAACUAGGGCUGGGGGCAGCAGCCAUGCCUACCUGGGGGGCCCGCCCCGCGUCCCCAGACCGCUUUGCGGUGUCUGCGGAGGCUGAGAACAAGGUUCGGGAACAGCAGCCCCAUGUGGAGCGCAUCUUCAGCGUGGGGGUGAGCGUCCUUCCGAAGGACUGUCCGGACAACCCCCACAUCUGGCUGCAGCUGGAGGGCCCCAAGGAAAACGCCAGCAGAGCCAAGGAGUACCUGAAGGGCCUCUGCAGCCCAGAACUGCAGGAUGAAAUCCACUACCCGCCCAAACUGCACUGCAUCUUUCUGGGAGCCCAGGGCUUCUUCCUUGACUGCCUGGCCUGGAGCACGUCAGCCCAUCUGGUGCCCGGGGCGCCAGGCUCACUGAUGAUCAGUGGCCUGACUGAAGCCUUUGUCAUGGCUCAGAGCCGGGUAGAAGAGCUGGCAGAGCGGCUGAGCUGGGACUUCACGCCAGGACCAUCUUCCGGAGCCUCUCAGUGUACUGGAGUGCUGAGAGACUUCUCUGCCCUGCUGCAGUCCCCGGGGGAUGCCCAUAGAGAGGCUCUGUUGCAGUUGCCCCUGGCUGUCCAGGAGGAGCUGCUGAGUCUGGUGCAGGAGGCGUCUAGUGGGCAGGGGCCAGGAGCACUGGCUUCUUGGGAGGGGCGGAGCUCAGGCUUGCUGGGUGCUCAGUGCCAAGGAGUGAGAGCUCCCCCUAGUGACGGCAGGGAGUCCCUGGACACUGGAUCUAUGGGACCCGGAGAUUCCAGGGGAGCAAGGGGAGACACUUACGCUGUGGAGAAGGAGGGAGGGAAACAGGGUGGUCCCAGGGAGGUGGAUUUGGGGUGGAAGGAGUUGCCUGGGGAAGAGGCGUGGGAGAGAGAAGUGGCCCUCAGGCCACAGUCAGUGGGCGGAGGGGCAAGGGAGUCAGCACCCCUGAAAGGGAAGGCCCUGGGGAAGGAGGAGAUAACUCUGGGAGGAGGAGGGUUCUGUGUCCACCGUGAGCCUCCUGGUGCCCAUGGCUCCUGUCACAGGGCAGCUCAGUCCCGAGGAGCCUCCCUCCUCCAGCGGCUCCACAAUGGGAAUGCCUCUCCUCCGAGGGUGCCCAGCCCUCCACCUGCACCGGAACCCCCAUGGCACUGUGGAGACCGGGGUGACUGCGGAGACCGGGGAGACGUGGGGGACAGGGGAGACAAGCAGCAGGGCAUGGCACGGGGUCGGGGGCCUCAAUGGAAACGAGGCACCCGAGGGGGCAACUUGGUGACUGGCACACAGCGUUUCAAGGAGGCCCUGCAGGAUCCUUUCACCCUGUGCCUUGCCAAUGUGCCUGGCCAGCCAGACCUCCGCCAUAUUGUCAUUGACGGCAGCAACGUGGCCAUGGUGCAUGGCCUCCAGCACUACUUCUCCAGCCGGGGCAUUGCCAUUGCUGUGCAGUACUUCUGGGACCGUGGUCACCGUGACAUAACUGUCUUUGUGCCUCAGUGGCGCUUCAGUAAGGAUGCCAAAGUCAGAGAGAGUCACUUCCUGCAAAAGCUGUAUUCUCUCAGCCUGCUCUCCCUCACACCCUCACGAGUCAUGGAUGGCAAGAGGAUCUCCUCCUAUGAUGACAGGUUCAUGGUGAAGCUGGCUGAAGAGACAGAUGGGAUAAUUGUCUCCAAUGACCAGUUCCGGGACCUGGCGGAGGAGUCUGAGAAGUGGAUGGCAAUCAUCAGAGAACGCCUGCUGCCCUUUACCUUUGUGGGAAACCUCUUCAUGGUACCUGAUGACCCACUGGGGCGAAACGGCCCCACCCUGGAUGAAUUUCUGAAGAAGCCAGCCAGGACGCAGGGGUCUUCUAAGGCUCAGCAUCCUUCCAGGGGCUUUGCAGAACAUGGUAAACAGCAGCAGGGGAGAGAAGAGGAAAAAGGUAGUGGUGGCAUUCGGAAGACCCGGGAAACAGAGCGGCUCCGGCGGCAGCUGCUGGAGGUGUUUUGGGGUCAGGAUCACAAAGUGGACUUCAUCCUGCAGCGGGAGCCAUACUGCCGGGACAUCAACCAACUGUCUGAGGCCCUGCUCAGUCUUAACUUUUGAGCCUCACCUGCUUGAGUGGCUGCCGCCCUGUCAGCUCCAGCCGCCUCCAGCUCAGCCCUUUCUGUGAGAGUCCCUUUGCUGCUCACUCUGAUCCAGAGGCACCCUGAGUUGGUGCUUUGGAUCAGGGAAGCCACUUUGGGACAGGUCCAUAAAGUGAACUGAUCUUACCGAGUCAGGACCUCAGCCAGAUCUCAAGAGGUUCUGCUCAGCCUUAACUUCUCAACUUUGCCUUAGCACAGGGUUUCUGUAGGGAGUGGGGGCUGCUAGAGAGGAUUCGUUCUGGAGACUGAGACUGUUGGCUCCACCUCCAAGCUGAGCUAGGGUGGAGGGCAGGGUGGGCAGGAAGUGACAGGAAGUUAAGCUGUUCCUCUCCCUGGCUGCUGCUCUGGAUGGCCAGAGAACAAGAUGCUCCCUUGCUGAGCUCCUGGGAGCGUGGAAGGAGAUGCUAGGCCCUGGCACAGUGUUAUGUGGACUGGGCCACGAUAGGGUGGAGUGAGCUAGUGAAGAAGGCAGAGGGAGACUUGGCUUCUGGUCUCAGCUAUGCCUGUUUGUGACCUUGAUUGAGUUGCUUGGGCUUUACUUCUGCCUACAAAUCAGGGGUAAAAAUACCUGUUGGGAGGAGAAAUGAGAACAUAGAGGAAAGCUUCUUGGAGGAAAGGUGCUUGGACCAAGUCUCAGGUGUGUCUGCCUGUGGCUGCACAGGCUCUCUAACCGAAACCUCACUUUCAGAGAGAUGUGGGUCCUUUGUCUCCAGGAUCCACACCCUAGAUUUUAACACUGCAUUCUCACUAUAACAUGCCCUAUAAUGGCUGCAUCCCUUUUGAGCAACCUCCAAAAUCUACAUUUACACAAUAGGUAAAUUAGGGAUGACUGCAUUAUCAAAAUACUCUCAGGGUUCCUAUAAAUGGCAGCUCUCCUGUUGUAUUCAAGUGUUUGUUUACAGACUAACAAAUGUGUUGGCAAAUCCCUGGUUAGAUGCACUUCCUGGUGUUGAGAUGAACACGUCGAUUUUUCACCAAAUCGAUGAAGCCAUGCUCUGCAAUGACAAUAUUAAUGUGAUCCGACCCUAACAUUUUCUCUAUGGAAGACAUAUGUUGCAUAAAGCAAGGCACACUUCUGCUUUA